Molecule: messenger RNA, 2872 nt
Organism: Odontomachus brunneus
Lineage: Eukaryota; Metazoa; Arthropoda; Insecta; Hymenoptera; Formicidae
Product: G-protein coupled receptor Mth2-like
Exons: 5
Coding region: 1243-2763 (506 amino acids)
Biological process (GO): cell surface receptor signaling pathway; G protein-coupled receptor signaling pathway
Cellular component (GO): membrane
Molecular function (GO): G protein-coupled receptor activity
Source: RefSeq, a predicted model, not a curated record
AUAUAUAUAUUAGUAUAUAUAUUGCAUUAUUUGUUGAUAAUCCAUUACUAUAAUUCUAUUUUCUAAUAGUAGAAAAUGCGCAGAAUGCAUGUUUAGAUCGCAUAAUUAAUCAUAUUUUAUAUAACUAAUACUUGUAUGAUACAGUGUCGAUCAUACGAUUAAUAUCUGUGUGAUUUAAUUGAAGCACAUUUUCGCUUUUCUUUCUACUAUAUGGAGAGAAUAUUAUAAUCGACGUUUAAUUAUAAUCGACGUUUAAUCGAAUUAAAUUAUGUUUUCCUUUUUUCAUUCAAUAGUGUUUUUGUAUGUAUGGACAUAUAUAAUUAGAUAUAUCCAUACAUAAGGUCACAUAUAUGGAUAAAAUUCAUAGAUAAUUAUAUAUGAACUUUUUCCCAGAUGAAAAGAUAAUUACUGCAGAAAAUUGAUCUCAAAUUUAAUUAAAAUUAUUUAUUUAAUAGAAAAUUAGAAAUUCUUCUGUUAUAGAAUCCUGAAUAGCUAUUUUUAUUAUAAAAUUCUCUCCGCGCAAAAUACUUCCUUUUCGUAUAUUCCUUUCGAUAUAGUGCCUUUAGCAUUCAUCUAACAUAGAAAGUAAUACUAAUAUGAAAAACACAUUUUAUAUAAGGCUUUUCAAACGCUCCACACUUUGGUUGAAACUUGCGCGAAUUCGACGAAAAUCGACGGCAGGCUUAGUCGGAUCAAUCGUCUCUUCACUUCAAUUGAUCUUAUCUUCGGAUUCCCUCUAAAAUAGAUCACAUUGAAGUAGACGGUAGAAUGAAAUUUCUUCGACAGUCGGGCGUAAUGACUCAUCCCAUCAGUUGCAUGUGUAUAAAAGGAAAAUGCAUGUCUGCGGGAGCGCUGAAGGCUCUUAACAAUUAAAGCAGCCGAAGCGAAUACUCGCUACGCUGCACCAUGCAUUCCCUAAAGUCAUAACCAGACCAUAGUCAUCAUCAGGUCAUGAGAUUCACAAAGGGAUUAAUGUCUCCCCCUAUCACAUUGUUAGAGAUCGAGCCAAGACCUGCAUUAUCGAGGUGUCUUAUUAGUGCACUUUCGCGCGCUUGCUGCGAAAGCGAUUAUGCUCUUCGAGACGAGAAGGUCGCCGCCAAAUCAUAGACAGUUUCAUACACAUCCUCGUUUUCUUAGUUCGCGUUAUCGCUGUGGUCAAUGGACAUUUCGCGGAGACUAUUGUAGAAAGAAGCCAACUCAAUUCAGUAUCUUCCUUGACGCGUACGCGGUAGAAGACCGAGGAUGUGUCGGCUAAAUCCCAUCGUGUGGUACGCGCUUCUACUGGUGGUCGCCUACGCGGCGGAAAAUCAGAGCAAUUCCACUCAUGAAGACAAGCUGCAGGAUGACACGAUGCACCAUGAGCCUCACGUCAACCACGUCAGCCUCACGUGGAACCACGACGAGAAUUCCACAAGGGAUGACGAGGACUCGGUACAGCAUGAGUUUUACCACAAUUACAUGAAGAAUCUCAAUAAGAAGGGCAGUCAGAAUAUGCCGGUCGAGCUUCGCAACAAUUUCAUAGACACCAACAACGAAGGCAACUCUACCACGUCGCAGCUUCGCCCACGAAGAAAUUCGAACAAAACAAAUUCCAAGAUCUGCAAUGACACAGUCUGUAUACCAAUUUGUUGUGAACUCGGCUAUCGUAUGAUCGAAAAUAUAUGCACGCCUGAUGACAAUGAAUAUGAUUUUCCGGAGAUACACGAGAUAGGCAAGAAGGUGGACGAGGUUUUUCCAUUGUUCGUGUCAGAUCCAUGUACCAGUGUACCACGCUUCGCGCUUGAUGCCUCCUUAUAUCCCACCGACGAGUACAUAAUUCUGACCAACGGUUCUUUAUACCAAACGAAAGUGAACAAAUUCAUCGAUCCGGCAAUUUAUUGCUUCGCCGUCAUGAACAAGAGCAAAUACGAACCGACCUUGUGCUUCAAUGGUCCGACCAUCGAUGGCGUGGAUUUCAUCGCCUUCGUCAUUUACCUCUCGUUCCAGGCAACCUUCUUCUGGCUGAACGUGAUGUGCUUCAAUAUUUGGUGGACGUUCGGCGGAUUCCGCUCGUCAGGAAAUGUGAAGCAAGGAGAGAAAAAGAAGUUCAUCAUGUAUUCGAUUUACGCGUGGGGUUGCGCCUCCUCCCUUACUAUCCUCUGUCUCAUCAUGGAUUUCGUCCCCGAUAUACCGGAAACUUUAAUCAAACCGGGGUUUGGCACAAUUAGAUGUUGGUUCUCGACGAAUGAGGCAAGAAGCUUAUAUUUUUACUUACCCAUGAGUAUCACUGUUAUCUGCAACAUCUUCCUGUUCAUUUCCACGGCGUUGAAGAUUGUACGGUACCAGAAGGAAACCACGGCUCAACAGCUGAAAAGCUUGGAAAGCAAACGUCACACUGACAACAAGCAAUGGUUUCUCCUGUACUUGAAGUUGUUCAUCGUGAUGGGCAUAAACUGGUCCAUGGAGAUAUUAUCGUGGUUGUUCGACAGCAAGCCGCCAGUCGUUUGGUACGUCACCGACCUGAUAAAUAGUCUGCAGGGUCUCUUCAUCUUCAUCAUAUUCGUGUGGAAGGACAAUAUCAGGAAUCUACUACUAAAAAGAUUUGGUUGUCGAAAAGACAUAUUCUCCAGAAACUCAACGCGUAGUGAUUGCUACAGCACAUCCUCGCACACCAUCACAAAGGGGAUGUCACUUCAGGAGAAGAUCAACCCCUACAUACAGAAUUCGAACUGUCGCGCGAAGAAUUCGUCCGACGAGAAUUCGACCGACUGCCCUAAUGUAUAAUGCGAGGAGAGAAUUUCUUUUGCAGUGUCCUGUCUGUAUAUAUAUAUAUAUAUAUAUAUAUAUAUAUAUAUAUAUAUACACACAUACAUGAUAUUAGAAAAGUCUGGAA